Messenger RNA from Salpingoeca rosetta, 2382 nucleotides. RefSeq lists its product as uncharacterized. The record is from RefSeq and is a predicted model, not a curated record. Bases 685 to 2382 code for a protein of 565 amino acids. The transcript has 5 exons. Lineage: Eukaryota; Choanoflagellata; Craspedida; Salpingoecidae.
GUUGCCACACCCACCAGGCAAAAAAACCAAACAAACACAAACACACGCGCGCGUGUGCAAGAAGCGAAGAGAGGCGAACGCACAACGCGACGUUGGGGACAACUCAUCAAUCAAUCUCAUCAGCCACAGCUGCGAGAAGCAACGAGUCGACGACCAGCGCGACCUCACGAGCCACAACACCACCACCAGAUAUCAUCAAGAAAGACACAACAACACGCACCAGCAGCAACAAGCACACACGGCAAGCCACAAAUAGCCAACAAGUUUUGACACACCCACACGCACACGCACGCAAGGGAAGAGUGCGAAGGUUUGAUCACAAGAAGCAAGCAGGAAGGCGACGACUGUGAACAAUUCCCUUCUUCUGCGCAUUCAUCGCACCUGACUCAUCGACCGUAUCUUAUCACCACAACCAACGGUUUUCGCCGCAAAGUCUCUUUGAUCAUCCCCGACGCAGACACAGCCAAACCCACACGGCGCAUUUUGCAUCGAGACCACCGCACAAGCACAUAGCACAUACAUCACCACGAAUACAAGCACAUUGCUCCACAUCCUUUUGUCGUUGUGCGACAACACGACCAGCAACCACAACAACCAAAACAACGACGACCGACACCAUUCUCCCCGUCACCGCCACGCUGGAGUAUACAUCGACACAGAAACAUAAGCAGCAGCAGCAGCACCAUGAUGACGACAAGUACAACAAGAAGCGCAACAGCAGCGCUUCUUGCAUCGAACCGCGGCCGUGAGGAGCCGCUACAGCCCCACCAACAAGAGCAGCAAGAGCAGCAGCAGCAAGAAGAAGAAGAACAAGGAGGCACGAAGCAAGGCCAGGCCAGCGACAACGCGCAGCAGCGACAAGACAGCGGAUACGCAGGCAUGUCGCCUGAGUCCACCUCGUCGCCGCCAUCGCCCCCGCCCACCUUUGACGACGAGGAGGCUGCGUCGACAACGACCACGCAGCAGGAGGCGGAGCCACAACCCCAAGACCAAGAACAAGAACAAGACGACGACGGCGAAGAAGACGAAGAAGAAGAAGAGGAGCUGGAGCCGCAGCCGCAGCCGCAGCCGCAGCAACAGGAAGAGCCAAGCGCACCCACGGCCACCGUCGACGCGAGCACGCCACCCACCCCGGAGUGGGAGGUGCCACAGACAUUUGUGAUUGUGUGUGUGGCUGUUGAGCACAUGAAGACGGCGGCCGUUGUGGACGAGCACCCGAGCGUCCCCGUGACGGAGGUGCAGACGCCAGACCUGGCCGACCAUGCUCGCUGCCAGCGGCAGCUACUUGAGCAGCGCUUCCUCGGCAAGACAUGUGGGGCCCCAGCGGACGAGCAGCAGCAAGAAGCGCCGUCGCUGCGGUCCAUCCUGCGCGUUGCAGGCACCGACGCCAGGCAGAAGAACGACUACAAGAAGAUGGUCGUCUUUUUUGAGCACGUGAUGGUUGCGCUGCCAGACGCCGAUACGGAGAUGGACUACGACAAAGUGCGCAAGGAGGGCAGCAUUCGCCUCAACGACCUCGAGCACUGGCGCUUCAAGAAGAUGAACGUCGAGAGGCAUGGAGCAGCGCGUGGUGCGUCCAUCAAGGUGGAGACGUUACACAGCUUCGAGGACACAUGCGGCUCGCCGCGCAUCAUGAUGAACGACGGCUGCGUCUCGCCAUCCAACCAGAUCAUUUGUGGGUUCAAGGAUGCGCAGUUUUCGUUGCAGGAGCGCAUUGCGUUUACAAAAGUGGUGCAAGCGGAUGGAAAGUCCGUCACCACGCUCGCACGCAACGAGGUGUGCCCAAACGGCAACUGCUUCGUCCAUAUGAAGGGCGAGCUGCAUCUCUUACACAUCGAGACGCCAUCCAAGCGUCUCAUCGCCAUCCCUGCCAGCACGCUCGCAGACAACGACGCUGCAACGGCGCCGACUGCAUCGUUGCUCGUGGACUUUGGUGAUCGCACGCUCUUUGACGCGUUCGAGCCCUCCAUAUGGCAUGAGGCGCUGCUGCCAGAUGGGAUGUGCUGCUGGCGUGCCGCCGGCGACAUUACAAAAGUUGCCGUUGCCAUCUUCGACUUUCGCCCGUCCACGCCGCUGCGCAGUGGACAGGUGGUCCAGUUCUCCGUUGAUGCGCAGGGCCACGUGGCCGUGGACGCCGUCUACACCACGCCGGGCUCCCCACGCGUCACCCACCCGGCCAUCAUCAUGGACGGAGAUGGAUGUGCGCAUCUGUGGGCCACGACAGCAGACGAGGGCCUGGUGGAUGCAGUCCUCAGCAGCAAUGGCGGUGAUGGCGUCGAUACCACGCGCGUUGGCGCUUGCUUCUCUGUUGCUCUUCCACAACAGCACCAGCCCUUGCCUGAUGACACGCCAUGUAACCUCCCAUACACGCUGCCAAGCUGA